CCACCUUCGAGAUACAGCCCGAGGUUAGGUCGUCGUUUCCAGGGCGAGAUGGAGGAGUUUGUGAUUGGAGACACGCCUGUCGGCUUGUGGAACUUUGUCGAUGCUAUCGAGCUGCAGGGUGCUUAUGAGAGGAACGAACUAGCAACAAAGAGCUCGCUGACAUCGGUGCGCCUGGGAGGGGAGGGUUACAUCACCAUUGAUAGUCGCGCCUACAUCAUGCGAGAGAGAACCAGCAUCGGAUUCAAAUUCAAAACUGCCGCCAAAGAAGGUCUCAUGUUCUUGGCCUAUCAGGACUCCAACAAUUUCCUGUCUAUUGAACUGAGGGAGGGCAGGAUUCUGUACCAGUACAACUUGGGAGACGGAUUACUGACCCUGGCUUCAGACAAAACGUUCAACGAUGACGAAUGGCAUUCACUGGAGGCGAGUCGGUACCACAAGGACGGAGUCUUGAAGAUUGACGGAGAUGUCGUCACUAAGAACCAAUCACCCGGUUACAGUGAAAAUCUAGAGAUCUCGGAAGAUAUAUUUGUUGGAGGCUACCCAGGCUUCCAUAAGCUUCCCGAUGUGACAGAAAUGGACUUUGAUGGCUGUCUAGAUGAACUGCAGAUUGAUAGCACAGGAGUCGACAUGGUUUCAAGCAUUAAGAACGCUCAUGACAUGAAGCAAGGAUGUCCCAAGAAGUUCUCGGGAACAAUCUCGUUCGACGCCCGAGCACGCAGCUACGCGAAGGUGGCGUCGGUCCAGGCGGGCGACGAGGUGAUCCAGGUGAUUCUGCGCCUGAAGACAAUGACCAGCGACGGCGUGAUCGCAGUGGCCGUGGACGGCAGUGCGCAGGCGCAACUGCGCAUGCAACAUGGCGUCGUGGUGUGGUCGAGUGGGGGGGCCGAGGUGGCCACCAGUCAUCAGGUGAACCUGGCUGACGGUCAGUGGCAUGUGGUGGUCGCCACGCAUCAUCUCUUGCAACAGCAGCUGUCGUUGCAUGUCGACGACUAUGACAUGUUUGUUUCUGAGACGGCGCCGAAACCCAUCCGCCUCCUGCACCCGCACGUCUACCUGGGUGGUGUACCGUCGAGCGAGGACGCGGCAGCCGCCAUUGGGCCGCAGUUCAACGGGUGCCUUGGUGACGUCACCAUCAACGGCGAGGUCAUAAACUUCAGUCAGCUAACCGAGGUGCCUGGCACCACUGUGGGCAAGUGCCUCCUCGAGACGCCCAUCUUCAUCGUGCCCAAGCCGCCGCCUCCACCGCCUCCUGCCCUCGAGAAGCCUGAGGAAAAACCGGAAGAUAAGAGGCCUCCUGCUCCACCUCUCAUCACAGAUUCUGAAGAAAUCCUAGAACCAGAUGAAGUAUCCGAUUCACCAGACAUAGAAAUGUUACCAAACUGCCAGAUGAGCUGGAAAUCGUAGACGAAAUAAAUACAGCACCUCCUCCCACUCCUCUAC
Nilaparvata lugens (brown planthopper) is the source of this 1440-nucleotide messenger RNA. Its product is annotated as laminin subunit alpha-like. The record is from RefSeq and is a predicted model, not a curated record. NCBI's taxonomy places the organism in Eukaryota, Metazoa, Arthropoda, Insecta, Hemiptera, Delphacidae. Bases 49 to 1404 code for a protein of 451 amino acids. The transcript has 8 exons.